UCCUUAUUUUCUUCCAUCUUUUGUCUACUUAAUUUGCCUAUUAAUACAGCUUUCAGCUAAUCAGCAUUGUCAUUCUAAAACUAGCAAGCUUUGCGAAAAGUUGUCGAUCAGAAACAAAAAGAACAACGUACGUACGUACUCAGCUGGAACAAUGAGAUACAUCACUAGUUUGAUUUUGAUCAAACUAUUGGUAAUUCAAUACCUGUCAGUUCUUUGCGCUUCGCAGGACUUUGAUUUCUUCUACUUCGUUCAACAGUGGCCUGGAGCAUAUUGCGACACAAAGCAUAGUUGUUGCUAUCCAAAGUCAGGGAAGCCUGCAGCAGAUUUCGGCAUUCACGGUCUCUGGCCAAACUACAAGGAUGGCUCUUACCCUUCAAACUGUGAUCCAGACAGUGUCUUCGACAAAUCUGAGAUAUCAGAGUUGAUGGGCAAUCUGGAAAAGAGUUGGCCAUCUAUGAGCUGCCCAAGCAGUAAUGGUUACAGGUUCUGGUCACACGAAUGGGAGAAGCAUGGCACUUGCUCCGAAUCUGAACUUGAUCAGAAAGAUUACUUCCAAGCCGGUCUCAAGCUCAAGGAAAAAGCAAACCUUCUUCAAGCCCUUAAAAAAGCUGGAAUAAAACCAGACGAUGAACUAUACAGCUUAGAAAGCAUUGUAGCAGCUAUAAAAGAGGGUGUUGGGCAUGCCCCCGGGAUUGAGUGCAACAAGGAUUCAGCUGGUAACAGCCAACUUUACCAAGUUUACUUGUGCGUUGACACUUCUGGCCAAGAUAUUAUCGAGUGCCCAAUUCUUCCUAAAGGACGAUGUGCUUCCGUGAUCCAAUUCCCUAAAUUUUAAUUAGUAGCUGGAUCUAGCUAUUACCAUCCCUCUUUAAUUUCAUAAUUAAAUUUUCAGUUCAUGUAUCGUGAAUAAUUCAGGAUAUUUAGCUUCCUUCUUGUUGCUGGUAAUAAAACUACAUCAAAUUUUAUGCAUGUCGGCGAACCGCGUU
This is a messenger RNA of Rosa rugosa (rugosa rose), 986 nucleotides long. Its product is annotated as ribonuclease 3-like. Gene Ontology annotation, molecular function: RNA binding; ribonuclease T2 activity. Gene Ontology annotation, cellular component: extracellular region. The record is from RefSeq and is a predicted model, not a curated record. The transcript is spliced from 4 exons. Lineage: Eukaryota; Viridiplantae; Streptophyta; Magnoliopsida; Rosales; Rosaceae. Bases 152 to 835 code for a protein of 227 amino acids. Gene Ontology annotation, biological process: RNA catabolic process.